Phyllostomus discolor (pale spear-nosed bat) is the source of this 1344-nucleotide messenger RNA. It is a transcript of the gene PRKAR1B, whose product is annotated as protein kinase cAMP-dependent type I regulatory subunit beta. The coding region runs from base 150 to 1292 and encodes 380 amino acids. Gene Ontology annotation, biological process: regulation of protein phosphorylation. Gene Ontology annotation, cellular component: cAMP-dependent protein kinase complex. The record is from RefSeq and is a predicted model, not a curated record. The transcript has 11 exons. Gene Ontology annotation, molecular function: cAMP-dependent protein kinase regulator activity. Lineage: Eukaryota; Metazoa; Chordata; Mammalia; Chiroptera; Phyllostomidae.
GCCUCGGAGGAGGGGCAGGGCGGUGGUCCUGGGCUGGCUGCCCACGGAUCUGUGGGUCCAGCCAGGCUCUGUGUAAUGCGCCCCCGGAACGCCGAGGAGGGAGGAAGAGGCUGGUCCUUGAGGAGAUAAGGACGCAGGGCGCCGGCGCCAUGGCCUCGCCGCCGGCCCCGCCGCUGGAGGAGGACGAGAGCCUGCGGGGCUGCGAGCUGUACGUGCAGCGGCACGGCGUGCAGCAGGUGCUGAGGGACUGCAUCGUGCACCUGUGCGUGGCCAAGCCCGAGCGCCCCAUGCGCUUCCUGCGGGAGCACUUCGAGAAGCUGGAGAAGGAAGAGAACAGACAGAUUUCGGCUCAGAAGUCAGCCUCCCAGUCCGACUCGCACGACGAGGAGGCCUCCCCGACGCUGCCGAACCCCGCGGUGAAAGCCCGCUGCCGCCGCGGGGGCGUGAGCGCCGAGGUGUACACGGAGGAGGACGCCGUGUCCUACGUCCGGAAGGUCAUCCCCAAGGACUAUAAGACCAUGACGGCGCUGGCCAAGGCCAUCUCCAGGAACGUGCUGUUCGCUCACCUGGACGACAACGAGAGGAGCGACAUAUUCGACGCCAUGUUCCCUGUCACGCACAUCGCCGGGGAGACCGUCAUCCAGCAAGGGGACGAAGGCGACAACUUCUACGUCAUCGACCAAGGCGAGGUGGACGUGCACGUGAACGGAGCCUGGGCGACCGGCAUCAGCGAGGGCGGCAGCUUCGGGGAGCUGGCCCUGAUCUACGGCACCCCCAGGGCGGCGACCGUGAGCGCCAGGACCGGCCUCAAGCUCUGGGGCCUGGACCGCGACAGCUACCGCCGCAUCCUCAUGGGCAGCACGCUGCGGAAGCGCAAGAUGUACGAGGAGUUCCUCAGCAAGGUCUCCAUCCUCGAGUCCCUGGAGAAGUGGGAGCGCCUGACGGUGGCCGACGCCCUGGAGCCGGCCCAGUUUGAGGACGGAGAGAAGAUCGUGGUUCAGGGGGAGCCCGGCGAUGACUUCUUCAUCAUCACGGAGGGCACGGCCUCGGUCCUCCAGCGCAGGUCCCCGCACGAGGAGUACAUGGAGGUGGGGCGCCUGGGGCCCUCCGACUACUUCGGGGAGAUCGCGCUGCUCCUGAACAGGCCGCGGGCGGCCACCGUGGUGGCCCGGGGCCCCCUCAAGUGCGUGAGGCUGGACCGGCCCCGCUUCGAGCGCGUGCUGGGGCCCUGCUCCGAGAUCCUGCAGCGGAACAUCCAGCGCUACAACAGCUUCAUCUCCCUGACCGUCUGAGCCCUGCCGCCCGCCUGCUGCCCGCCGCCCGCUCCCGUGUGCCGGCUCCUCU